CUCUACUCGAGUCCGUAUACCUCUCCGCCGCCCCGAUUCUCCUCCACAGCAUAAUCGACGCGUGGUUGGAGUGUCUGACGCGCCCGUCUGGCAUUCCUCACCACCGCCGCUCCUCGCAAUGCGCCAUGGCUGAAGACGGCACCAUGAGUGCGCUGUCCGAAGUCUCCCCUCAGCCUGCCCCAAAUCCCGACGCUCAAGCUACCGUCAACGACUUUCUCGACUAUACCGAGUUCUUUCCCUCCGAUCUUGUGCGUUCGCUGCGACUGAUUGGAAACCUCGACGCGACCUAUGAGGAUGCAACUUUGACCAUCCACGAACUCACAAAACAAUAUGGCAAGCUUCCCGAGCUACCCGCCAGCGAACGACCAGAUCCUACCCUACUGCGCAAACAGAUAGCAGCUGCUCUCGAAAAGGCGAUCUAUUGCAGAGAGUCUACAUAUACCGAGGCAUCGAGGCUAUACGAGGUCGCAGAACGGCACUGUCGCCGGCUGUCAAUUAUAAAGACGAAGCUUCAGGCUCUACCUCAACCACCCUCACGCGAUCCCACACCCGCUCCCGUCUCCCCACAAGCUUCACGAUCAUUCAAUCGCAACUACGAGCGCUUCGAUCGCCAACAUGUUCCCGGUUCCGCAAAUCGGCAACGAGAUCGCAACAGGAAGUUCUCAGCGUCUCAUACACAUGGACAUCCACGAGAACAUACCGCGAAUUCGUCGGAUGAAUCGGGCGCUGAAUCGGACGCCGGGUCCUUGAUUGAAGUCUCCAAUUCAAGAGUCAAAACUCCCAAGGAGAAGGUCCCCAAGCCUGCCCGUGUGCGCCCCGCAGGUUCAGGUACCAACGUCCACAGUGGUGUUGCCGGGAUUUCAACCAGCAAUGCGCUUGCGAGACUUUCGCCUCCUCCUCCAAAUGCUCGCCCUGGGAGCAAAUUCGCACCGUGGUUGAAGCUCACGGAGUACGAAAUGGCUGUGCUUAGGAAACAGAUGAAGAAGAAUGCAGUUUGGACACCAAGUGAAACGAUGGUCAAACGGGAGCUGGAGAAAAAAAAGCGUGGUGUAGAAUACUACGAGAAGGAGAAGGCCCGCUGUGCUGCUACAGGUGAAGAGCUCCUCGAUGAAGAACCGGACAAACUCUCCGUGUCAAAACUUGUAAUUCCGGCUCGCACCGAGCCAAAGGUCGAGCAAGCCGUCCUGGAAAUUCCACAGGAGCCCGUCAUCGCUCCUGUAGAAGCUCUUGUGGACGAUCCCGUGGAUGCUCCCGUGGAUGCUCCUGUGGACGAUUCUGUGGUUGAUUCUGUGGAUGCACCCGUGGAUGCACCCGUGGACGCUCCCGUGGAUGAUUCCUUGGACACUACUGUCGAAGAUCCUGUGGACCCUGCCGUGGACCCUCCCGCCGUGGACCAUUCACUGGCUACUGCACCAGCCGCACCUCUAGAUGAGACCCCAGUUCAAGAAGAGGUUGUAGUUGAAGACCCCGUAGAGGAUGUGAGCAUGGCCGAUGGUGAACCGGUGAAGAAGGACAAGCGUGAGGAACAGCGCGAACAAGCCAUGCGUGAUGCGCAAGAAUUAGAAAACGCAGGGCGCAAAAUCAGGGAAGCCGCAGAAAGCCUCAAGGAUCUGAACUUUACACCAGAAAAUGUGAAUGUCACUCCAGCAUCGGCGAGACGAAGAUCUGCCACGAAACCGUCAAACAAGCGGAAGCGAGAACCCUCACCUGCGUUUGUUGCAGAGACUCCGACGAUGCCAUCUCGAGAGGCAUCGCUCGCCUCACAAGACAGCGGAGGAAGACAGCCAGAUGCGAAGCGUCAACGAAUGCUUCUUCCUGCGCCGAUUAAGACGCCUGUCCCUCCCCCGCCAUCCUCUGCAGCUCUGCCAGCAACUCCCGCAGUACGUUCGCCUCCCUCAAAUGUUCCCGGGCCUCUACUGAAUGACAUCAAGACAACUACUGUACAGAUCCCUCUCGCCCCCGCCGGUCCUGGAACACCUGCUGUUCCUGAGAUUUUGGCUCCCGAUUCACCCAGUGCUCAGACUUUGCCCACCACACUGGAAAACGUGGACGAGCAACCGUCGCCAUCUGGUGUGGAUGAUUCCUUAUCAUCUGCCCUCGAAUCUGUACCGGAGGCGUUGCCCGCUCUUGAACCUGGGACUGAACACGACUCAAAACCUGUCACUGUUCCGAUAGUGAAUUCAACCCCGGUCCCUAUGCUAGCUACUGCAGCAUCCAGCCGUCCCCGGAGGGAGUCCGUCAAGGAACCCACAAAGGCAACGAGCCCACCAGUCUCCGCCCCGAUACCUCCCAUCAAAACGCAAAUCGCCCCAAAUACCACCCAGGAGCCUGCUCUAUCUUCGCCGAUACUAACGCCCCGCCCUCAUGCUCUCGGUGCCCCUACACCGAAGGCACAAAGUGAGGAGCCUAAACAGAACGAGUUAGGGAAACCGUCGCGAGAGCUUCGACGACACAGCAUUUUCAGUCAAUCGGCGCUGGCUGCACCAACUCGUAUGAGUACGCGAAAGAAGCCGCCACCCAAAGGGGACAUAACCUCGGCUGAAGAUGGCCAAAAGACUGUCACUAAUGUCAAGCGCGCCCAAGGAAGCAAGAAUAAAAAGAAAAGAAAAGGAGGCGAAGAGAGUAAUGAACCUCUGGAGGAGAUCGACCCGAAUGAGCCCCGAUACUGUAUAUGCGAUGAUGUCAGUUACGGUCAGAUGAUUUCGUGUGAUAAUCAUUGUGACAGGGAGUGGUUCCAUUUGGAGUGUGUCAAAAUGACUGAAGCAGACAUUCCCUCUCGACGCUCUAAGUGGUACUGCCCUGAGUGUCGCGUGCAACUGGGCGUUGACGCUUACGGAAAAGAACUCAUUCCACCAACUCUCCCUGGGCGGCGCGGCAACCGCUAGAAUUUCUCGUUACUAUCAUUGGGAGCAUGCUGAUUCAAUGGAAAGGAU
Molecule: messenger RNA, 2933 nt
Organism: Aaosphaeria arxii CBS 175.79
Lineage: Eukaryota; Fungi; Ascomycota; Dothideomycetes; Pleosporales
Exons: 2
Coding region: 126-2885 (919 amino acids)
Biological process (GO): regulation of DNA-templated transcription
Cellular component (GO): nucleus; Rpd3L-Expanded complex; Rpd3L complex
Source: RefSeq, a predicted model, not a curated record